This is a messenger RNA of Fraxinus pennsylvanica, 309 nucleotides long. The record is from the annotation of a GenBank genome assembly. NCBI's taxonomy places the organism in Eukaryota, Viridiplantae, Streptophyta, Magnoliopsida, Lamiales, Oleaceae.
AUGCUGCUGUGGGGUCGCAACAGUGUGAGACGAAAUCACGCUACUGCAAUUCGCGAUUUCGAUUCGCGAAUCGCAGCAGAGGAUUUCGGGCAUAAAGAUAAACUAGGGUUUAGAGUUGACCUUGAGAGGAACACACAGGAGGAUGAGGAUCAAGUUGCUUUGAAGCUUCAGUCACAGGUAAUGGUCGCCUUGCCUUCACUGCAAGAUAUUGUUCAAAUUGAAUUAAGGGAGAGCCGCAAAACUGGCAAGAGCAAUUCGGAAGGUGGGGUGAUUGAUUGUAGGGGUCAUUUGGCUAAUGGGAUGGGAUGA